CGUGAAAGAGAGCGGUAUCCAGACGGCCCUGACUGGGCCGAGGAGGCCGAGGGAGAGCUAGGCCUAUUCUCUUGUGAAGUGCGGCUGAUGUAUUUUAUAUGCCUCAAAAAUGGUGAAAAUAAGGACGAAAUGGGGCAAAUGUAGGAAUUCCUUUGGCUUACAUAAUGACGGAAGGAUGUGAAGAUGGCAGCAGCGGGUCCUUCCUGGUGCGAGUUCGGGCACAGGUGAUGAUGCGCGAUGACAGCACUGGUGGUUGGGUCCCCAUGGGUAGUGGGGGACUCUCCAAUGUGUCUGUUAGAAAACGCUCAAUAGCACCGGAUGAGGCUAACCAUGAAUAUCUUAUUUUUGGAAGAAGAAUAUCAGACCAAUCUGUGGUUCUUAGCUGCCUUAUCAAGAAAGAUUUUGAGUAUUAUAAAGUUAUGCCUACAUUUCAUCAUUGGAAGACUGGUGAGAAGAAAUUUGGUUUGACAUUUCAAACAGCAGCUGAUGCUCGGGCAUUUGAUAAAGGUGUCCGAACUGCCAUAGAAGAGUUAUUACAAGUGCAUCAUUUUGGAAAUGGCCCUCUAGAUGGUAAAAAGGACCCCCAACUACCUCUUCCCCCCUCUUGCAAGGCUGGCCCACUGCCAGGUAUUGAAACCUCACAUCACUGCACAAAUUACUCUGAAGAUCCUGGUGAUGAUGAUGUAUUUAUGACUUUAAAUCUUCCCGUUGAACGAGGAGAUUCCCAAUCAUCAUCAGACUCGUCCGGUGCUAAAUAUGGAUCAACCCAACCAUGUGAUUUGUCUCUGUCAAGCCACCCAAGAAUUAAUUACCUGUCCCGUCAUAGCAUUGACAGUCCAGGCUCAGGCCCUGGCUCUGAUUGUCCCAGAGUUAAAGAGCCGCCUCCUGGAGGAGGUGGUGGGCCUGGAAAUACAGAUAACUACUCCUAUGUACAGUUAACAGCUGUGCACGAAUAUAUCUAUCCUUCAAUCGAAGAUCGGAGAGAUAGCUUAAAAAAGUCAAGUCUUGAAACACCUUUAACUUCCACAACUUCAUCAACCCAGCCUGCAUUGCCAACCAAAAAAAAAGAUAAGAGAAAAUCCUGCAGACACUGUCAGGAGCUUUUUUCUGAAGAUAGCAAUCCUCGAGGCAGCUGUGAAUUUGCCCCAGAUUGUGUUAAAUCAGCAGUGGAUUAUGUGACGUGCAUAUCAUGUGCUCAGUGCAUGCUGUAUCAUUGUAUGGCAGAUGAGGAAGGAGAGUUUGUUCAGCAGCCUUGUGACUGUAAUCCUGUAGAGGAAAACUGGCUCGCCAGAAGAAGACGCUGGAUUGGGCUGGCCCUUUUAUCCUUAAUUGUACCCUGCCUUUGCUGUUACCCACCCCUGCGGGCCUGCCAUUGGUGCUGUGUUAGAUGUGGCAUCUGUGGUGGCAAACAUGAACCUGACUCAUAGCCCAAGUUUAGCUGUGCCUGAUCUUCCCUGCCUUCCCCUUCCCUUAUUUAAUGUAAAAGAAAAAAAGAAUUGUUAUGUAUUAGUAUUGUGACUGUUGUCUUGCCUCACUUGUUUUGCAAGCUUUCUGCCAACAGUCCCCUCACCACUUUUGUAGAAAUUAUUGUUACUGCAAAGCAAGUGAUUUAAACUCUACAGGAAAGUUACCAAAGUCUUUAGAUAAUUGCUAAGAAGACGUGAUGGAAGGUUGGGAGGGUGCUGAGGUGGCUUGGGCAGAGUGGACUCAAGUUGUGAUAAGACGUGGGUUGGCAUUCCAGCAGUUGGAAGUUCUUUAACCUGACCUUCUCUUCCUGCCCAUUUAAUUUAAUAAUAUAUUGUCUCUAAAAUGCCGAAAGCUUAAAUUAUUAUUUUUAAAAUUUUCCACUGGUUAUAUUUAUGUAUGAUCAUGAAUCUUUAUCAAUGCUAUCACACUGACAUAAUGAAAAUGGACUCUUAUCAAGAGACUGAGUGAGAGAGUAUACUCAAAUGUGUGAAAGUUGUGUGAUCUCUUUUGCGUGAUGUUAAUUGAAUUCUGUAUGAAUUUUGCUAUCAUUGGUGGGUACCCGGUGUACAUUAUAGUGUUUUCCUUGACCCUGUGUUGAAAUUUUAAAGUUAAUAUCAGCUUAAUCGACUGAAGGUGUGGCUCCUUUUUGGCAGAGUAAUCUGUUGAGGACCAAAAGUUAUGCUCACUUCAACUGCACCAAUUCUUCAUUUCACCUGUCCAGAUUCUUAUAAUCAUUGGGCCAUGGGUAUGCUCAGUUAGGAUUUAUAUAUGUCUUGAUAGAUAUAUAUAUGUAUGUGUAUAUAUCUAUGUUUUUUUAUUUAUAUAUACAUAUAUGUAUAUAUGUAUCGUCUUGGCUGGUGCUACCAGGGAUCACUGGUCUCAGUCCAAAUGGAGCCACAAUUUUUGUUUUUCUCCUGUUUCUCACACAUUGAGGUGUGUUAUUUAACUAUUUAAUUGUACAGUUACCUUACUUUCACCCACCUACAUUAAGUUUAUUUCAAAUAUGUAUACCUGUUGGUGUACUUCAUCGUUCACAUGACCUUAAGAGUGAUAAAUGAUUAUUACCUGCUCAUGUCUGUUACUUUAUGACUGUUACUCUAAAUUGCAAAGCUUGGAAAAAAAAAAGCAAAUAUUUCAUUUUUAAUUUCUUAAUUGUUAAUGAAAUAAGCUGCAGAGCAUUCUGUAUGUUCUUUUUAUUUUUACAAUAAUUAUUGUUGCAUGCCACAUUAAACCAGUGUUAUGCAAGAUAGUUUGACAACCACUGCAUUGGAAGGCAUUUGUUGAAAGUGAAUUCCUCCAAUUCAGUUAAAUUUUUAUGCGAAUGACGAGUGUGUGGGAUUUGUGUGGAUGUUAUAUAUUUGAUUAUUACGUAUGUUGUAUUUGACCUCUGAAAACAGAAAUUUGUUAAUGUUAUGAGUAUUAUGAUUAUCGAUAUUACUAAAAUCUUUAGUAAUAAUAUUUUAGGUUUAUAGUAAUUUGUCACAAUUAUCGUUUUGAAUUGGUAUUAUCACUGUUACAAGAAACGAAUAAUAUUAAUGUGUUAUGCAUACUGAAAGUGUAAUGAAUUGUUUUUUUUUUAUUGCAAUCAGUUAUAGCUACUUACAGCUACAGUGCUUUCUUUAGCAAAUAUUUAUUGGAAGGAAAAUUGAUGUUUUGGUGCACAUUUCUUUUAAGAUGGAAUUUCUCAUUGCCUUGAUGUCUCAAUCUGUUGUUUCCUGUGUGUUUUUGCCAAACUUUUGUACAGUAUGAGUACAUAAAUAUUUUUCAUCCAAAAAUGA
Frankliniella occidentalis (western flower thrips) is the source of this 3245-nucleotide messenger RNA. RefSeq names its product sprouty-related, EVH1 domain-containing protein 1 (gene Spred). Gene Ontology annotation, biological process: multicellular organism development; negative regulation of MAPK cascade. The transcript has 7 exons. Gene Ontology annotation, cellular component: membrane. The record is from RefSeq and is a predicted model, not a curated record. Gene Ontology annotation, molecular function: protein kinase binding. NCBI's taxonomy places the organism in Eukaryota, Metazoa, Arthropoda, Insecta, Thysanoptera, Thripidae. The coding region runs from base 165 to 1427 and encodes 420 amino acids.